Molecule: messenger RNA, 1014 nt
Organism: Penicillium chermesinum
Lineage: Eukaryota; Fungi; Ascomycota; Eurotiomycetes; Eurotiales; Aspergillaceae
Product: FAD-dependent oxidoreductase
Exons: 5
Coding region: 1-1014 (337 amino acids)
Molecular function (GO): D-amino-acid oxidase activity; FAD binding
Source: RefSeq, a predicted model, not a curated record
AUGGAUCCAGAACAUCAUAGCAAGAUUGUCAUCGUGGGGGCGGGGAUCAUUGGGCUAGAUGUUGCAUUGGUUCUAGCAGAGAAAGGGUUGGGCCGAUCUGUUACCGUCGUGGCAGAGUAUCUUCCUGGCGAUACUGCUUCCACCUACACUUCUCCGUGGGCCGGGUGCAACUUCUCUGCGCUGUCUGCCAGCGAUGAAAAGGCUCUUAGAUGGGACCGACUUGGAUAUUUCCAUCUGAAGAAACUCGCGAGCGAGAAAUCCGCCGAGUCCUUCGUGUCUCACACUCCGUCGACGGAAAUGUGGGAUGAUACUCCUCCUUAUGAGAAGAUCAGGGACAUGUCAGCGUACCUCGAAGAUUUCAAACUUUUACCAUCUAAAGUCCUCCCUGAUGGAGUGAAAUUCGGCGUCUCAUUUUCAACAGUCACGAUCAAUGCACCGAAACAUCUGGAAUAUCUCUACAAACGACUCAGAGAUGAGUUCGGCAUCACAUUUAUCCAGCAGAAGAUUCCAAAUGUCCAGUCUGCAUUCAAGAGUCCAUCAACGGUGGCCGUGUUCAACUGCACCGGCGUCGCGGCGGGAACGCUGGCCGGCGUUCAAGACAGCAAAUGCUAUCCGACCCGAGGCCAGGUCGUACUAGCCAGAGCACCUUGGGUACAUCAGAAUACCAUGAGGCACGGAAGGGACUAUGAGACGUACGUCAUUCCUCGGCCUGGUUCGAAUGGGAAUGUCAUUCUGGGGGGAUACAUGGAGAAGGGAGACAGAGCUGAGCGCGGAGCUCAACCAGGACGAGCCCGAAGUCCUGGCUGCAUUUGCGGGGCUGAGGCCGUCGAGGAAGGAGGAACCCGAGUCGAGCGCGAAGAAGUCCAGAUUGGUGGGAAAAGGCGAGUCAUUGUUCACAACUAUGGAGCUGGUGGAGCUGGAUUCCAAGCUGGAUACGGCAUGGCCGUUGAUGCGGUGGGAAGCAUCGAGGAUAUUCUGCGGACGAUUACUGAGAAUCCUCGUUCGUGUUUGUAG